AAUUUGAUGCAGACGUCAUCCACGCAGAGACGACGCGCAUUCACAGGCGGCGCUGGGGGUAUUAAUGGACGGAGGACCGCCAGCUUGAUGCCGUCCUGAUAUCAGCAGUCCCAACUACUGCUAUCCCGCCGCACGAGCCUUUGUCCAGCUUCCUUGCAAACUCUUUAGAUCUUUUCCAUCAUGGCACCACUGUGGCUUCAUUCCGCUUCAGUUCUGGUCUUAUUGGUCAUGUCAUGGCCGUGUUCCAGAGCUUAUUCUUCAAAACAUCUGUGUGGUCCUAAUUUGGUUGAAGCCCUUAGUAUGGUCUGUGGGGACAGAGGCUUUUUUACCAGUUCCAAGAGGGACAUCGACUCUGUGCUACGUAUCAUCCCACCCAAGACCGACGAGGCGACAUCAACAGGCGAUUUCAACGAGAUCGUGGGUUACGCCUUUCAGAAAAGGAUGGACAUGAUGAUGAAGCGCGAUGGCAUCGUCGAGCAGUGCUGUCACCAGCCAUGUAGCAUGCUGGUCCUGGAUAAAUACUGCAACUAAACGGGCAACGUCAGCAACUCCACGAUUAGCCUCGUCUUUUCUACUCUCGCUUAGCAAUGUUUUAAUUAAACUCUGCACCUUUCUGUAAUUUCUCACCAGACAACUUGCAGGAAUGGAUUAUCUGCAAAGCAAAAAUGAAUUAAAUAUAUUUUCCUAGUUUUGUGAAUUGA
Molecule: messenger RNA, 701 nt
Organism: Hippocampus zosterae (dwarf seahorse)
Lineage: Eukaryota; Metazoa; Chordata; Actinopteri; Syngnathiformes; Syngnathidae
Product: insulin-like
Exons: 3
Coding region: 181-531 (116 amino acids)
Cellular component (GO): extracellular region
Molecular function (GO): hormone activity
Source: RefSeq, a predicted model, not a curated record